AUGUGGGUGUCUGUUGUACUGGUAGCGCUGCUGGAAGUAGCUUCACACACUGUGGCAAAGCCCAGAAAUGAUUUCACUCGCUAUCCAUCAUGGAACACCAAGAUGUACCCAAUUUGGAAGGACGGAGACCCACGAUACAAAGAGUCCUGGAAAGGUGGAAAAGUGUCCUUCAAUGUAGGGAAUGAUUCACCAACUCUGACUGGAGCCAAAGUUACCUUCACCAUUGACUUGGAGUUUCCACACAUUCAAAGGGUGCAACCUAAUGGAGAGGUUGUUUGGGCUGAAGACGGCACAGUCAAUGGAACAAAGUACCAUGCAUCUGAGCUGGUAUAUCCAACACAGAACACAGAGUGGGAAGCUGUUUUCCCUGAUGGGAUACCAGUUAAGACAGACAAGAAGCCAAACUAUGUGUUUGUCUGGAAGGCCUGGGGUCAGUACUGGCAGGUGGCAGACGGCCCCUCCUCCUCCCUGACCAUCGAUACAGAUGGCAUUCCACUGGGCUCCUACACCAUGGAUGUUGUUAUCUACCACUACCGGAGCAAAGAGAAGUUCAUUCCUCUGGGAUAUGCCUCCAAUCAGUUCUCUAUCACUGAUCAAAUCCCCUUCGCUGUCUCCCUGGACCAAGUGAACGACAUUGUGGCAGGUGAUAUGCACUUCAUCCAGAACAGGGCGAUUGCCUUCACCAUCACCCUCCAUGACCCCAGCGAGUACCUCAGCAAUGCAGACAUCACCUUUAACUGGGACUUUGGGGAUGAAAGUGGAGCCCUCAUAACCAGAGAGUUGACUGUAACCCACACCUAUAUCAGCUCUGGCUCAUUUAAACCUCAGGUGGUGAUCCAGGCAGUCAUCCCAGAUAAGGCAUGUGACCCACCAGUUGGUACCCCAACCAAGGCCCCUGGUCCACCUACUGAUCAGGGCAUCACAGAUGCAAAUCGACCAAUGACACUGAUAUCGAUGGUAGUAUUUGCCAAGAGGGAUGCUGACCACAAACCUUCUGAUGAUGACUGUGUGAUUUAUCGUUAUGGCUCCUUCUGUACUGACAUUGAAGUGUUUGAGGGCAUUGAAAAAGUAGAAAUAGUCCAAAUGGACACUGCUGUCAUGGCAACACCCAAAAUGGACAAAAAUGUUUUGGAUAUAACUGUUACCUGCCAGGGAAGCCUUCCUAAAGAGGUAUGCAGUGUGAUUCUGGAUGCAGAGUGCUUGAGGCCAAUUCACACAGCAUGCAACAUGGUGGAGCCCUCCAAAGAGUGCCAGCUGGUGUUACAUCACUUCUUCAGUGACUCUGGUGUCUACUGCAUCAAUGUGUCCAUGGCCAAUGAUGUCAGUUUAGCUGUCACAAGUGCUAAAUUCAGUGUAAACAUGGGUUCCAGUGUGUCCCCUUCUGGUACUAUCAUCAUGUUGUGGGGUGUACUUCUGCUUGUUCUAGCAGUUGGAAUAGUGGCAUAUUCCUACAAGUGUUUCAAGUCCUACCAUUGCCUGAAGGAAGGUGUUGUAUCUAGAGGCCCACAGCUCAGCCAGGCUCACAGCUGCUCUGGAGCCUCGAUCAUCUGGAAGCUCCUGAACAGACAAGGAGCUGUUGAUAACUGCCCUCUGCUGCAGGAGAAGCUGGUGUGAAGUUGCAAGUUACAGGCAUCUGGGCUGUCUUUUUAACUUUUUUCUUUUAAAGAAACUUC
This is a messenger RNA of Monopterus albus (swamp eel), 1673 nucleotides long. RefSeq names its product premelanosome protein b (gene pmelb). Gene Ontology annotation, cellular component: plasma membrane; melanosome. Gene Ontology annotation, biological process: melanosome organization. NCBI's taxonomy places the organism in Eukaryota, Metazoa, Chordata, Actinopteri, Synbranchiformes, Synbranchidae. The transcript is spliced from 11 exons. Bases 1 to 1614 code for a protein of 537 amino acids. The record is from RefSeq and is a predicted model, not a curated record.